GAUAAAAGAUUGCGUGACUCCUCUUUAACCUUAUGUACCAUUCCUUGGCCGUAAUCCUUCCACUCCAAAAUGACGUUCAUCAAGUUGGUAGCUGUUGUCGCAUGUAUUGCAGCAUGUUCUGCGCAAAGUUCUAAUUGGUUUGACUCGAUAAGCUGUCGAUACAUCGAGGCAAGAGACUGUUACAAAUAUGGCGACAGCCCAGAGUGUGGAACAGACGGAGUGACGUACAGGAACAGGUGUGAUUUCUCCAAGGCCCACUGUGACAACAGGGAUUUACACGUGUAUGCUUACACUUCCUGUGCCAACGUAACGCUACCCGGAGGAUCGCCAUCUACCGUCGCCCCAGUAACCGUCACCCCUGGUGGUAAUGGUGGAGUAGUUACCUCUAUGCCCGCCGUUACCUCGCCUCCUUUCUUGAGUGGAUCGGAAGCCGUCCUGGAUUUCAUCUGUUUAGAGAUCAGUCAUGAGAAAUGUGGUACAGAGUCGGAGCCUAUUUGUGGAAGUGAUUUCAGGACAUACGACAAUGCGUGUGAAUACCAGAAGGCCAAGUGUACCCACAGGGAGCUCCACGUGCUUACAUACCACAACUGCCCCACGGGCACCAUGUAAAGAUUGGCUGAUCAAGAAUAUAAUGAUGAUAAAUAAAACGUAUAUCCCAGAGAGUAUAGUUAGCGUGUUAUCUGUGUGACAAGGGGUUCGUGUUGUUCAACACCUAUAUUUCAGGUGGGGGUCUGGUUGGGUUC
Molecule: messenger RNA, 743 nt
Organism: Mizuhopecten yessoensis (Yesso scallop)
Lineage: Eukaryota; Metazoa; Mollusca; Bivalvia; Pectinida; Pectinidae
Product: tomoregulin-2-like
Exons: 5
Coding region: 70-609 (179 amino acids)
Biological process (GO): cell differentiation; multicellular organism development
Molecular function (GO): protein binding
Source: RefSeq, a predicted model, not a curated record